Zychaea mexicana is the source of this 2815-nucleotide messenger RNA. Its product is annotated as WD40-repeat-containing domain protein. Gene Ontology annotation, molecular function: protein binding. The record is from RefSeq and is a predicted model, not a curated record. Gene Ontology annotation, cellular component: cytoplasm. NCBI's taxonomy places the organism in Eukaryota, Fungi, Mucoromycota, Mucoromycetes, Mucorales, Lichtheimiaceae. Gene Ontology annotation, biological process: positive regulation of TORC1 signaling. The transcript is spliced from 15 exons. Bases 112 to 2748 code for a protein of 878 amino acids.
UCAUUGGCCAUCGGCUUGGAAUUCCGUGCGCAUAUCUCUCCCCCCACAUAAUCUUCCUUUGGUGAGUUACAGAGAAGCCCGUUCGCUUUUUUUAUUAUUAUUUUCUCCUCAAUGGCGUCCUCGCGAUCAAUUAUAUGGUCACCCCAUCCCGACUCCAACAGGUUUCUAGUGAGCGGAACAGAGCUCAAACUAUACGAAUGGAUUCCAGCUACUUCCGACACGCCCGGCAGUGCACACUUUAUAUCCAACAUACCAAAAAUUGCUCUGGUUAUGUGUGCGGACUGGUCUCCAGACCCAUAUCAACGUGAUUUGAUCGCCGUUGGUCUUACAACAGGUAGAACUGUGCUUGUACGCAUGCAAAAUGAUAUCAAUUUGGAUUCGCCUUAUCCAUCAUCCGCGGACGGUCCCAUUUCAUCCAAUGCUGGCUAUCGAAAUACUGCAAGGAAUAAUAUCACUUCUGCGGCCGCCAACAACAACAACAAUGCUACCAUUGCAUCAAAGCAAUACCCAGUUUUAGGCGUAAAAAUGUCGCGUCCUUGCAACGUCGUGUCGUUUUCUCAAUCACAUCCACAUUUGCUUGCUUGUGGAUUGGAUAAAGUGCGUAAUGACCCAUGUCUCUUAGUCUGGGAUGUGUCACAAGCAUUGGACGGCUAUUCUGCCGCAGAUACACCGACAGGAAUGCCAGGCACACCGAACUUGACAGAACGGUCUAGGAUGAAUAGUUUUGGCAUGGAUACAUCAACGCCUUAUCCAUCAUCAACAUAUCGUGAACAACGUCCAAUUCAACAAUACGGAUCUUCAGAAGCAAUUGCAUCUUGCGCUUGGUCAACCAAUGGAGGCUCUCCAUUAUUAAUUGCUGGCAUGGGAUACAAGUAUCUGCGUGCAUAUGAUAUUAGAGUCGACUCCAACUCUAUACCACUGCAAUUCUCAACCAAAGCUGUAUACGGUGCGACCGUUGACCCGUUCAAUCCUUACCGAUUAGCAACCUAUAAUGAAGAAGGUGUUAUUAGGUUGUGGGAUCUUCGACAAACCAAUGAUUCAGUCCUAACCUUAAAUUCAGAAACUAACAGCAGCGGCAGUAACUCCUCAAAGCACAGUCUAUCCAAAAUUGCAUUUUCACCAACCAGGCCUGGAUUAUUAGCAUCACUAUCACGGGAUUCGACUAGCGUUAAUUUAUGGGAUAUUCAAGAAACAUGCACCCUCCACUCGGCAUUAGCACCCACGACCUUUACCACAACGAACGCAUCAACGACAGAUUCUGCAACAUAUAAUAAUAAUACUGCUUCUAACGUCUCCGGUUUCAAAACCAUCACAGCCUUGGCAGGUUCAAAUUACCCAGAUACACAUGAUAAUAGUGCACUUCAUUAUCACCACCAUCACCAACAGCAGCAGCAGCACGCAAAGGCAGAUGAUGCAGGGUUUGCCUCAGUUGGCGUUCCGGUAUUAUGGCGAAGUAGAGAAUCUGCUGCAAGCUCCAAACCUAUCACAACAUUUAACUUUAUACCCAAUAUGCAUUCCUUGGACGAUCCGCAUGGACAGCGCAGCACGGUGCCGAGUAUUCUAGCCAUGCAUCGGGAUGGACAGUUUGAAGGGAUCGACCUCGAAGAAGCGUCCAAGAUGACUUGGCGACCGACAGGAGGCAUGAUGGUUACCAAUGGAAGCGAGUUGCUAAGUUGCGGUGGUAUCAAUAGUAAUAACAACAACAACAGCACGUGUCGUCAAGCAAACAUUUUUGAACGCCACAACAACAUGCAUGGAGAGCUGGCAAAACUAAAUAUCACUGACGAACGAGCGCGGUCGCAAAGCAAUGAAACGUAUGUACCAACAUAUGAUGUGCAUGAACUACGUUGCCUUCCUGUCGAGGUAACAGGUGCCGUGGCCGAGAGCUUAGCGAACGACAUUUCUGUUAUAAUGCAUAAACGGGUCAAGAUGGGUUAUUCCAUGGAGUAUCAAAAGAACAUUAGUGUCGUAAAAGGUGACCAUAAAUUGAGCGAAUUAUGGUCCUGGAUACGAGGGGCGGAUGAGCUUGCUCGGACUGGAAAUGUCGAUUAUUCCUAUCAAGGUGUAUACUCUAUAUGGAACGGUCUAGACACUGGAAUGUCACAGAAUCGCAAGUCAUCGUCAAUGAGUAAAAAUUUCAAUACUAUGCGAGGACCACCACCAUACGAUCAAGAAAGUGCUCGAAGGAACACGGGUAACAAAUUAAAAAAUUCAAAUGCUACAGCAACAGCAACGACAGCAUCAGAACGAGAAGGGGGUGCGCUUUUCAUGGUAUCAACACAAAAACGUGCACAACGGGAACUUGCUUUGAAAGUAUGCGGUUUUGAUUACACUCAAAGCGAGCUUGAACAAGAGCUUGUUCGUCUCGAAUCACGCGGUGAUUAUGAUCAGGCAACAGGCUGGGCAUUCUUUUGUGGUCUGACGAAUCGUGCUAUUGAAGCUCUUGGAAGUGGACGUGGCUCAGGACAUGAUGAACAACAGCGCAAGUUAAUGUCGGCAGUGAUGGCAGGUUUCCAACCGGGAGCAGCUGCUGUCAACCCUACGUGGCGAGAACUUUGUGAAUCUCUUAGCCAGGAUAUGGUGAAUCGUCCUUACUUAAGAGUGAUAUUUGCAUAUAUAUCUUCGAAUGAUUGGUACCGAGUUCUUGAUGAGCCAAGACUUUCUUUGAAAGAACGAAUAGCUGUUGCGCUACGAGUACUUGAUGAUGAACAGUCAAUACCUAGAAAGAUCUACCGAACGGGUCAUUGAAGAAGGUGAUGUAGAGGGUGUGCUGCUUACCGGUCUUACCCUCCGGGCAGUAGAUCUUUUCGAACAA